Molecule: messenger RNA, 690 nt
Organism: Aspergillus niger
Lineage: Eukaryota; Fungi; Ascomycota; Eurotiomycetes; Eurotiales; Aspergillaceae
Exons: 5
Coding region: 1-690 (229 amino acids)
Source: RefSeq, a predicted model, not a curated record
AUGGGAGCUAUCUCAAAUGGUCACAAGGGGAGAGAGAGGGAUACAGAAAAGGUUGAGAAAAGCGGCGUGAGAGAGAGGUCUGUAAAAGACCAGCGGCAGGAUGGGAUUUUUGAUCAUUACGGAAACUACCCACUCAAGAUUGCGCUCUAUCGAGCCUUUGUCUUCAACACGGCGAUUAAGUACCAGUGGCAGGAUUCACACUAUGAUUGCACGCCGUCCUGUCAUCAUCAUGGUGACGCUGCUCUUUUCCCUCGUGUCAAUUUGAAUACUAGACAUGAACUUCUCCAUGAUCAUCUCCUUUCGCUUGCUUGCUCUGUGUCACGGUCACGACUUCCCAAUUUCCACAAGGCAUCUCACCAAGACCCGUGCUCAAGAUGCAGGAUCUCUCGGCUUCCCACCGAUCUCCUCGUCCACAUCUCAAUCCUGAUGAUCUUCACAACACACAUUCUGUACACAUACGUACAAUGUGCGCGGGAUCGUAAAGGUCAUUCCCUGCUCCCUCUCAAUUCUACAAUCCGAGAGGCUCACGAAGAACUAGAAGCUAUCAUUCCUCCUCCAACGAGGUGUUUACGCAAGGAAACAGUAUUGAAGGUUGUAGAUGUCCUGGCCUCUGAAAACGUCGUCCUCGUACGUGGGACACCAGCAAGCGGGAAGACAACCCUGUUUGAAUAUACAUUGUUGAAUGAUUGA